Messenger RNA from Nothobranchius furzeri (turquoise killifish), 6329 nucleotides. RefSeq lists its product as uncharacterized. Lineage: Eukaryota; Metazoa; Chordata; Actinopteri; Cyprinodontiformes; Nothobranchiidae. Gene Ontology annotation, biological process: actin filament organization. The record is from RefSeq and is a predicted model, not a curated record.
GAGUGUUGGAGCUCUGCUCUGUAAGAACACACGUCCUAUUCUUCUGUAACUAUGGUUUCUAUCUGCUGUUUUAAAAGAGCUCCCAGUACAGUGUAACUAAUUUGCUUACUGUAAGCUACACUCCUUGCACAGAGUCGCAGAAUUUGCAUGAGCACAUGAUGCACUGGAAAUUCUGCCAUUCAAACCAUGAGGAUUAGGGAGGACUCAAUGGACACAUUUAGGAAAGUCAUGACAAUCAGCUCCAAGCACAUAGGCGAGGAAGCAAUGGCGUCCAGUUCUUCUGGUCAGAUAAUGAGCGAUCUCCUGACACUACGUGAGAAGAAAAUCCUCCUGAAUCUGCUGGAGCCUGACUGUAAGGUCAGUCUUGUUCUUACCUGUAUGAAGGCAUGGGUAGGAAAAUGUAUUUAUGAUGAUGUAGAAACAUUUAAGAGAAAUAAACUGGAUGCCUACUGAUGCCACAUUAAUGAAAAAGUAAGGUGUCUUUCUGUGAUGUAGAGGAUGUGCACUCGAUGAAAGGGCUAUCUGUUUAGCCUACAGCCUUGUUACUAGGUUACAUGCUGCUGUAUAAAUGUACAGUUUAAUAAACCAUCAUUAAAGAGUUUUGUUUGAAACAAAAGGUAGGAGAUUAAUGUCUAAAUGGGGCAAAAGGGUACUGCAGUAGAGGAUGAUAGCAGGCCCGGAUGGGAAAGGGUCAUUUUAACCCUCUCAGGCUCAAAAUAAGUUUUGAUAAAAGGACGAACAACCAAGUCCUUCAGGGGUACUUCUGAGUUAAAAAAUGCUCAUGAAAUACGUAUGUGGAGUAUCCAGGUAGGUAGGUUUUAAUGUUGUAAAUCUGCAACGCCGGCCUCCAGAGGGUUAUUCCAGCACAUAAAAUGCAAAAUAAAUAGGGGAAAACAUCUGUUAUAUAACUGCUGGUAUCAGGUCAUUUUUACAGCUCCAUAAAUCAACACAGUGCUCAUUUACAGCUGCAACAGCAACUUUGGAAAACAAAUUAGCUUAAAACAUUUUUUUCGUGUCUCUUAACAUUCUGACAUGGUAUAACUAUGGGUAGGAGAUGAUUGUGGAGAUUUAAAAAAUAUGGAAAAAAAUGAAUAAAGUGGUUCUUGCUUAUUUUUCUAAAAACCUCCACCAAUAACACAUUUUGGAUCGAAAGCAACUUUUGGACCAUCUGGUUGUUGGUCUCGCCAAACCGCCACACUUCUGCACUUUCUUGGAUCCUUUACUCAUAACGCAUUCCUGUAUAUGGCAACAGGACACCGCUGGUGUGAGAGUUUCUCUGCUCAAUAACAUCAGAGAAGGAGAAACAGCCGGCUGCUACCACUUCAACUUAAGCACAAACUACCAGAGUCCCAAAAAGAAAAACACCAUUUGAAGUCACGAACAUUAAGAGACGUUUUGACCUAGAAAACGACAACAGCUGUUUAGCACUAUCUCGUUUCCUACUGAAAUGCGUGUUUCCAGUUCCGGCAGAAGCGUCUCAGGGAAGAUACCCGCGGGGAGGAGUAAGCCUAGUUUAUGCGUAUGGGUCGACGCUGAGACAUGCAACUCCAUUAUGCGAGGCUUCCCCAGCAGGCUCGCAAGGAUGGACUAAGUCAAACCCACUUUUCUAAACAUCCAUCGAACGAGAGGGAGAGUGCAAGCUUGUGAUUGGUCAAGACGCCGCUUUCGUCAACAGCACCGCCAUUGCACCCUUAAAAACAUAAAGAAAGCCGAAGAUAUCUAGUGGCAGACAUGGAGCAGCUUGAUGAAUACCUCACAGAAAAACAAAUUUGACCGUGUUAAAAAGUCUCUGAAACACAAAGACAAAAUAUACAAAAUUGUAAAUGUAAUAUUUUGGACCGGAUACAUGACAGAAUACCCCAGAACAACACUACUGUACGCCCUCUGUUGUCUUGGCAGGGAAUAACUUUGUAGCACCACCCAGGAGACGGAGAAGUCCGAGAGUAAAAUGUCUGUCAAUGUGUCUCUCACUUGUGGAGCUGAUGCAAAAGCAUAAACUUGGCUUUAUGUGACCGUGUUUGGGUUCAAUAGAAAUCGAUUCAGUUCAAGUAGAUGCCUACAGUGCAAACUUUCUGUCAUGCCCCCCUCUUUGUGACGGAAUGGGACAUUGGGUGAACUGAAAUAGAAAAAUAUACACUCACUGGCCACUACAUUGGGUACACUUAUCCAACUGCUUGUUAACAUCCAUGGCAACUCAUUGCAUUUAGGAGUGUUGACGUGGACAAGACUAUUCGCUGCAGUUCAAACUGAACUUCAGAAUGAGGCAGAAAGGUGAUUUAAGUGACUUUGAACGUGGCAUGGAUGUUGGUGCCAGACUGGCUGGUCUGAGUAUUUCAGAAACUGCUGAUCUUCUGGGACUGUCACAGACAACCAUUUCUAGGGUUUACAGAGAAUGGUCGGUCCGAAAAGGGGAAAACAUCCGGUGAGCGACAUUUCUGUGGGAGAAAAUGCCUUGUUGAUGCCAGAGGUCGGAGGAGAAUGGCCAGACUGGUUCAAGCUGAUAGGAGGCAACAGUAACUCAUAUUACCACUUGUUACAGCCAAGGUAUGCAGAAGAGCAACCUUGAAUGCACAUCACGUCGAACCUUAAGGCAGAUGGGCUACAGCAGCAGAAGACCACACCAGGUGCCUCUCCUGUCACCUAAGAACAGGAAACUGAUGCUACAAUUCGCAGGCUCACCAAAAUUGAAUAAUAGAAGAUUGGAAAAAAGUUGCCUGGUCUGAUGAGUCUCUGUUUCCAAUACAGCACCUUUGGGAUAUGGUGGGAGAUUUGCAUCAUGGAUGUGCAGCUGACAAAUCUGGAGCUACUGCAUGACACUAUCAUGUCAAUAUAGACCAAAACUUCUGAGGAAUGUUUCCAGUACCUUGUUGAAUCUAUGCCACGAAGGACUAAAGUAGUUCUGAAGGCAAAAACGGGUCCAACCCGGUACUAGCAAGGUGUACUCAAUAAAACGGCCAGUAAGUGUACACCUCAGAUCAGUGUUUAUAAUAUGAUUAUGUCAGCUUCAGUGAAUUGGAGCCAAUGAUUCCACCAACACAUAGAAGAGAGAAAAUAAAAGUUUCUUUACUACAGGAAAAAAAAACACUUGGUUUGAAAUGGCUUGGAUUAUUUGACUCAACAAAGCAAACUUGACUUCAUGUGGCUUGAUUAAAAAAAAGCAGACUUGACUUCAUAAAACAAAGCCUCAAAGUAUCUUAACCCUAAAAUAAAACAAAGUAGGCAUUACAUACGGUGUACUAUCUACCUAAAAACAACACGAGCAAUGAGAUGUGUAAAAACGUGCAAACAAAUGUGUCUUUAGCUUUGCUUUAAAACCAUCAAUGCCUGCCUGACGUCCAGAGACAAGCUGUUCCAAAGAGCAGGUGCAUGCGAAGAAAAUGUUCUCCCACCAACUGUCUUCUCUCGGAACAGCCAGAAGUCCAGUGCCUUGAGAUCUUAAAACUCGACUAUGUACAUACGGUUUUACCAACUUAUUUAAAUAUGUAGGUGCAGUAGCGUUUACUGCUUUAUAUGUUAAAACCACCACAUUAAAAUUGAUUAUUGCCCAGACAGGAAGCCAGUGAAGUGAGUACAACACAGGUGUAAUCUGUGGGACUUUCCUGGCUCCCGUAUAUGAAUCGCACAGAUGCAUUCUGCAAACUUUGGACACUUUAGUCAAACUGAACGAAAGAGCCUUGGAAUAGGUUAGUGUCUUGGCUGCAUGAGGAUUGUGGAUAAUAUGGCACCAGAGCUGUGGCUGCAGGAAACUUUUAUCUUGUGACUUUUAUAUGGACUUCCAGGGUGUGUCAUAGAGACCCCCAAUUUGGGAACCACUGAUAUACACAAUGAUGUCACGGGGCCUUUUCUUACCAGCAGAAGUCCCAAAAUGUGCCCUUUAGUUUAGUUCAAGUGCAACUUAUUGACACAGCAACUCUAAUGGUACCAUCUAGAAAAAAAUAGUUUUUUUAAGCCAGGCCAGGAUGAAUGGUUAUGGAACUUCACCAUUAAGAAUCAACAAAUUGUUUUUUUUUCCAGUUAGUAGCUGAAAGAGCUGAAUGAUCCAAAUGAUCAAAAUAAAAGCUUGAAGCUCUCAUUUGAACAGUCAUAAGAAAUGAUUCAUUUUAAUUCGCAGCCAUUAAGUGUUUCAGUUCUCCUUCCAAAUACCACGUUAACUAAAGUGGAUUAUUCAUCAGAUCAUAAAAUAAGUGCACCAGAUUUCUGAAACUGCUGUGUGCUGCUCUGAAACUUAACCAAGGGUGCCUCCGAGGUUUUUUCUCAGAAGAUGGUUCUAAAAAAAUUAAUACAAAUAAAAACAAUAACCUAGAGCUAUAAAUGUCUACAGCCAGACAUGGAUUCAGGUCUACCCAGAGAGGAGCUGAAACAAAGACACUAAUUAAAUCACAAAAAAUAGUUAGUGAAACUUCCCCUUUGCUUUAAAUCUUAUAACUGACUUUAAUAAAUGAUUUUUACUAAUAAUAGUUUUUGUUAUUUCAAUGUUUUAAUAACUUUACUUCUGUGUUUUAGUUAAUCAAAACAACAGUAGCUCAGAUCCUCCAGGCCAAAGAAACGGAGGGUGAGAGUCCAAGCUGGCACCUUUUGGACUGCGGCGUGCUGUGCCUCACUGAGAACGUGUCUGUGAACUCCUACUUCCUGCGUCUGUACUGCAUCAUGGUAAGAGGAACCAUGAACCCUGUCACUCCGCCCACUCAGAUCACCAAACACUCUGAAACAAGUACAGUGAGAGCUCCUUUUGUCCUCUUUACUUUGAGUGUGAAGAACGUUUUGCACAUUUCUGACAUUUUGACGUUUGCUGUUUUCUCUUAUUGGUUUAAUUGAACCCCCAACUUGAUCUGUGCACCCAUGCACAAAGAAAUAGAUAUUUACAAUAACUUUCAAGUCAAUUCUUCCUCCAAACACAGCGGUCCAAGUUACGGUGGGAGCAGGAGUUAUAUGUUCCACUAAAGUACAAUGCAAUUUGUGCUUACUUCCACACCUUUCCAGCAGAAAGCCACUACGUAGGAAUCAACUUUGCAAACAAAGCAGAGGCAGAGGAAUUUCAUUUAGCUGUUGAAAAUGUUCAUGAAAAGAUGACUGCCAUGAUCCAUGCCAUGAAGAAGGAAGUGAAAACGCCAUCGAUAAGUCCAUUUAAUUUAGAAAAAGCAUUGGAUGAAAAUCCCCAAGAGGAGCCAACAUCCCCCGCACCCACUUUAAACACAAAUACUUUUUCAGAUCUGGACCCAGCUUUGAGCAGCUUGUUGAUGAAGGUAAAACUUAGUAAGGAAGACAUAAAAAACAAAGAUGUCAGCGAGGUUGUUGACUACAUCAUCAGCCACGUUGGAGGAUUAAAAGCUGUGCAAACAGAGUUAAAGAUGAAUGGUGCAAUGUCUAAGACAUUACCGAGAACUGCAGGGGCGUCCUUCCCAGCUGCUUUGCUGAAAGGUCCUUUACCACCGGUCCCUUUAUCUCAAAGCAGCACCAACUCUCAGCAUAUGCCUCAACAUUCGGCUGCACAAAAUACGAGUCAGUUCCUGUCUUCUCUCCCAACUUCUCCCACAACAGGAAGAGUGAGAAGGAGCGCGAGUUGCGUAGAGGUGGGCUCCCCAGCAUCAGCGCAAGGAGGUGAUGUCUUUCUGGCUGCACUCAGAGAAGUGUUCAAACAAAAGAAGAUUCUCCAGCAAAACACAAGUGAAUCUCUGGAUGAAGCUGGCGCACAAUCUAAUUCUAAGUGACCUUAAGCACCUUAAAAAGCCUAAAUAUGGAGAAAAACAACUCAUCUAAUAAAGGUUUUCAGUCCUGAUAUUCUUCAUAAGGCAAUUGAUUAGGCAGUCUCAGGCCUUCUGAGAUCAAAUUUGAAUGAAUGAUAAUGAAAACUAGAAGUUUAGAUCUGAUGAUCUUUAAAGCCCCAAUGUGUAAAUUAUAUUUGCAUCUACAGUAGCCCACACGCAUCAAAAUGGCUAUGUGAAAACACCACACACGUAGCCUGGUAAGCCAUCCUAUUAUGAGAACGUAAAGUCUGGCCAUGGAGCAUUGAUGGCUCUCAGUUGUGGUGCGGGAUCUCUGGAUGUAUUUCAAACUGUCCCCACAUGCUAUUGCAUAACAAACAAUAUGGAUGUAAGAAAUAUUGAUAUAGCAAUAUAUCGUAAUGUUUUUUCCUGCAACAUUAUAUCGAUAUUCAAAGCUGUGUAUCGAAAUUUUGGAAGAAUUUACAUGGAAACUUUUUUUUUCUUUUGGUGCAAUUCAAACGCCGACCGCUAGUUGGCAGCAGUGUGCAAUGGGUUUUGUUUCCACCACUGAAAUGUAAAUCCCUCUGUUACGGUUAGGAUACCUCAUAUUAAACAUGUUACAUAUUA